UGACAUGGUCUUUAAUAACUUAAAAAUGCUUUCUAGGUGAUAGUGAUCAACAAUCCGGUAGACGGACCGCUGUCUUGGUUUUAAAAGAAAACAGAUCUUUUAGAACAAAUUAAAUUCUGGAAGACAGCAUCAUGGAAAGUGAAGUUCCAGAAGAAGAAACUCCAAGAGCGACAAUUUCAAAGAAGAAGACAAAAAGACGAGGGCGGCGCCUUACUGGUUUAAGCAAACAGAGGAGAAUCGCCAAUACGCGCGAAAGAAACCGAGUCCAUGUCAUAAACGAAGGGAUAGAUCGCUUGCGAGAUCUCAUUCCUCUCUUUCCGAACGAAAAAAAGCCUUCAAAAACCGAUACUAUUCGUUUAGCAGCAUUGUACAUAUCGCAUUUGACAGAGCUCCUGGAAAUGGCGAAUACAGAACACGAAGAGAUGAUUGGUAGAGAGAGUUUGGACGAAGAUUUGUCAGUGACUUCACUUGAGUUUGACCCGUUCGGUGUAGAAUCUGAAGGUAAGAUAACAGUUUUGUAAUUCAUUUGUGGUAAACUUAUGUACGCCUGCAUUUUGAUGAAACUAUUAAAGUCUAUUAUCCAAGGGCGUAGUAAAACAAAAAUCACAAACAACUUUUUAGAGCAUUUCAAAAUGUUGGUAGCGAGGAAUGGUAGGAAGGAAUUUGUUUAAUUAUGAGGGAAAUACUACACCGCUGAACUAUUUAAAUAUAUCGUAACAGUUCGUGAACUUUUAACGGCAACUUUACCUGUGUGAGAUAAGCUUUUUUGAUAUGUAAGAUAAUUAGAAACUGAAGUUCAUUUCUCUUUUUGUUUUGUGUCAGAAUUGACAGUUUUCUUUUGGAAAGAUGAUGAAUUAAGUGGCAGCGAUGGUGGCGGUCUCUCGUCCGUAUUUUAACAUCAAAAGUCCAAAAUCAGGCCAGAACAGCAACUGAAGAGCAAUAAAAUAUUUCUUGGGAGUAAAUGUACCUCAAGUACAUGGAAUGCAACUUUCAUUUAUCCGUGAGAAGUAUUGUUGUUGUUGUCAUGAAAACCACGUCAUACUGCAGCCUUUUUUUGUCACCAAGAUUGUUGACUUACUCUUCAGUGGGUGGCAUCAAGAAAUCUUUACCUCACGAGAAUAGCCACCGUUCAUCAUAGCCAUAAAAUUUUGGUUUUCCAAGUUAGCCUACAAUGCGAUUAACUUAUCGGAUCUGAGAAGUUUGAGCUUUUUUUAUAUCAAACUAUUGAGUGUUUUAAGACACGAUAACCAUCUUACUUAAACAAAAGGCGCCCUCUUGCGUCGGAAUAAGCAAGCUAAGUAAACAGUGUAAAGUAAACUCACCUUUCCUAAUUUAGCAAAUAUUA
Molecule: messenger RNA, 1345 nt
Organism: Pocillopora meandrina
Lineage: Eukaryota; Metazoa; Cnidaria; Anthozoa; Scleractinia; Pocilloporidae
Source: the annotation of a GenBank genome assembly